AUGGCUACUUCACAAACUUCACGAACAGUAGCAUCACAGGUGCCUUUUGCAGAUUUGUGUUCAACUUUAGAACGAAUACAAAAAAGUAAGUCCCGUCCAGAAAAAAUCAAAUACUUCAAGGAAUUUUUAGAUUCAUGGCGGAGAUUUCAUGAUGCUCUUCAUAAAAAGGAAAACGAAGUCACAGACUCUUUUUAUCCAGCCAUGAGACUUAUUCUUCCCCAACUAGAACGAGAGAGGAUGGCCUAUGGAAUUAAAGAAACUAUGUUUGCUAAGCUUUAUAUUGAGCUGCUUAAUUUACCAAAAGAAGGAAAAGAUGCUCAGAAACUUUUAAACUACAGAACACCAACUGGAACUCAUGGAGAUGCUGGAGACUUUGCAAUGAUUGCAUACUUUGUGUUGAAGCCACGAUGUCCAAAGCAAGGGAGCUUAACAAUACAGCAAGUUAAUGACGUUUUAGACUUGAUUGCUAGCAACAAUUCAGCCAAAAGAAAAGAUCUGGUAAAGAAGAACCUCCUUCAGCUCAUAACUCAGAGUUCAGCUCUUGAACAAAAGUGGCUUAUCCGAAUGAUUAUAAAGGAUUUAAAACUUGGUUUUAGCCAACAAACUAUAUUUUCUCUUUUUCACAGAGAUGCUGCUGAGCUGCAUAGUGUUACAACUGAUCUGGAAAAAGUCUGCAGACAACUUCAUGAUCCUUCAAUUGGACUCAGUGAUAUUUCAAUCACAUUAUUUUCUGCUUUUAAACCAAUGCUAGCUGCUGUGGCAGAUAUUCAGCGGAUCGAGAAGGACAUGAAACACCAGAGUUUCUACAUAGAAACAAAACUAGAUGGUGAGCGUAUGCAAAUGCACAAAGAUGGAGAUGUAUACAAGUUCUUUUCUCGAAAUGGAUAUGAUUACACUGAACAGUUUGGUGACUCUUCCCUUAAUGGUUCUUUAAUACCAUUUAUUCAUAAAGCUUUCAAGACAAACAUACAAAACUGUAUUCUUGAUGGUGAAAUGAUGGCCUAUAAUCCCAAUACACAAACAUUCAUGCAGAAGGGAAGUAAGUUUGAUAUUAAAAGAAUGGUAGAGGAUUCUGAUCUACAGACAUGUUAUUGUGUUUUUGAUGUGUUGAUGGUAAAUAACAAAAAACUGGGGCAUGAGACCCUGAGAAAAAGGUAUGAAAUUAUUAGUACUGUCUUUACACCAAUAAAAGGUAGACUUGAAGUGGUACAGAAAACAGAGGCAAACACCAAAAAAGAAGUCAUUGAUGCAUUAAAUGAAGCAAUAGAUAAACGAGAGGAGGGGAUCAUGAUUAAAAAUCCACUUUCCAUUUACAAGCCAGAUAAACGUGGUGAAGGAUGGUUAAAAAUUAAGCCAGAAUAUAUAAAUGAGUUAAUGGAUGAACUGGAUAUUUUAAUUGUUGGUGGCUAUUGGGGUAAAGGUUUGAGAGGAGGAAUGAUGUCUCAUUUUUUGUGUGCAGUAGCAGAAACACCUCCUCCUGGUGAAAAACCAUCUGUGUUUUAUACUCUUUGUCGUGUUGGUUCUGGAUAUACCAUGAAAGAACUAUAUGAACUUGGUUUGAAAUUAUCCAAAUACUGGAAACCUUUUCAUAAAAGAGCUCCACCAAAUAGCAUCUUAUGUGGUACAGAGAAACCAGAAGUUUACAUUGAACCUUGUAAUUCUGUCAUUGUUCAGGUUAAAGCAGCAGAAAUUGUCAGCAGUGAUAUGUAUAAAACUAAUUGUACACUACGAUUCCCUCGAAUUGAAAAGAUAAGAGAAGAUAAAGAGUGGUACAAGUGUAUGACUCUAGAUGAAUUAGAAAAUCUCAGAGGGAAAGCAUCUGGAAAGCUUGCUUCUAAACACCUCUCUAUAGAUGGUGAUGAUGAAGAACCACAGGGGAAAAAAAGGAAAGCUAUUAAGGUUAAGAAAACUAUCGGAAUCAUUGAACACUUAAAAGCUCCUGAUCUUUCUAACAUAAACAGAAUUUCUAAUGUAUUUGAAGAUGUGGAAUUUUGUGUUAUGACUGGAACAGACAGCCUUUCAAAACCCGAUCUGGAGAGUCGCGUAGCUGAGUUAGGUGGUUAUAUUGUACAGAACCCUGGCCCAGAUACAUACUGUGUCAUUGCAGGUACUGAGAAUGUGAGAGUGAAAAAUAUCAUCUCUUCAAACAAACAUGAUGUUGUAAAGCCAGAGUGGCUCUUAGAGUGUUUUAAGGCCAAAGAAUGUGUGCCAUGGCAGCCUCAAUUUAUGAUUCACAUGUGUCCUUCCACAAAAGAACACUUUGCCUGUGAAUAUGACUGCUAUGGUGACAGUUACUUUGCUGAUACAGAUCUGGUACAACUGAAGGAAGUAUUCUCAAGAAUUAAAAAUGUUAAGGAAGAGAGUCCUAAAGAAAUGGCUUCAGUAAUUGCAGAUUUAGAAUAUAGAUAUUCUUGGGACAACUGCCCUCUCAGUAUGUUCCGACGCUGCACCAUAUAUGUGGAUAUGUAUGCUAUUAUUAAUGACCUCACUACACCAAUCCAGGGAUCCAGACUAUCAAUUAGAGCCCUGGAGCUGCGGUUCUAUGGAGCAAAAGUCGUUUCAUGUUUAGAAGAAGGAGUGUCCCAUGUAAUCAUUGGAGAAAAUCAUAGUCAUGUUGAGGAAUUCAAAACUUUCCGUAGAACUCUUAAGAGAAAGUAUAAAAUCUUACAAGAACUUUGGGUAACUGAUUCUCUGAAAAAGGGUGAAUUGCAGGAAGAAAAUCAUUACUUGAUAUGA
Gracilinanus agilis (Agile Gracile Mouse Opossum) is the source of this 2736-nucleotide messenger RNA. RefSeq names its product DNA ligase 4 (gene LIG4). The record is from RefSeq and is a predicted model, not a curated record. Gene Ontology annotation, cellular component: DNA ligase IV complex; DNA-dependent protein kinase-DNA ligase 4 complex. The transcript has a single exon. Gene Ontology annotation, biological process: double-strand break repair via nonhomologous end joining; DNA biosynthetic process; immunoglobulin V(D)J recombination. Lineage: Eukaryota; Metazoa; Chordata; Mammalia; Didelphimorphia; Didelphidae. The coding region runs from base 1 to 2736 and encodes 911 amino acids. Gene Ontology annotation, molecular function: DNA binding; DNA ligase (ATP) activity; ATP binding.